UCUUCCUUCUCAAGUCACACUAAAAUAAUAAGCUUUAAACAAAUAUCCAUUACUUCCAAUGGCCAUUUCUAAAACUCUCUUUGUUUCAUUAGUUCUCUGCUUGCUUCUCCUCGGUGAAGUCCAAUCCAUUCAUACUGAUCAAGUGACUAGCAAUGCCAUUUCUGAAGCCGCUUAUUCCUACAAGAAAAUCGAUUGUGGGGGAGCAUGUAAAGCAAGGUGCCGUUUAUCAUCAAGGCCAAGAUUGUGUAAUAGAGCAUGUGGAACAUGUUGUGCAAGAUGCAACUGUGUUCCUCCUGGCACUUCUGGCAACACUGAAACUUGCCCUUGUUAUGCCAAUAUGACUACUCACGGCAACAGACGCAAAUGCCCUUAAAAUUCUCUGCCUAUUAUUGUUAUCUCAGACUAUACUAUAUGGUCCUGUCCAUAUUGUAUCAAUAAACAAAAUGUAGUAAAUGUCUUUACGAUAUUUCUUUUUGUGUCUUUUCUUUUUGAGGAAUUGUGUCCUCUCCUCUUUGUGAGUUAAUACAUUUGUAAUGCUUUGUAUUCUUGUUUGUAUUAUAUGAGAUGUGGAAUAAAUGAAGUUUGUGUAUAAGUUUUUGAUAUUCUC
Nicotiana attenuata is the source of this 607-nucleotide messenger RNA. Its product is annotated as snakin-2. The record is from RefSeq and is a predicted model, not a curated record. Lineage: Eukaryota; Viridiplantae; Streptophyta; Magnoliopsida; Solanales; Solanaceae. The coding region runs from base 59 to 373 and encodes 104 amino acids. The transcript has 3 exons.